Molecule: messenger RNA, 936 nt
Organism: Mytilus trossulus (common blue mussel)
Lineage: Eukaryota; Metazoa; Mollusca; Bivalvia; Mytilida; Mytilidae
Product: cholecystokinin receptor type A-like
Exons: 1
Coding region: 1-936 (311 amino acids)
Biological process (GO): neuropeptide signaling pathway
Cellular component (GO): plasma membrane
Molecular function (GO): neuropeptide receptor activity
Source: RefSeq, a predicted model, not a curated record
AUGGCCAAAUAUUCCGUUCGAGUAUUUAUCAUUUGGCUUGCCUCUAUCGAUUUAACAGCAUGUUUGUUUGGUAUGCCUUUUGAGAUGAUUGAUAUUAGAUACGACUACACAUUUUCAUCUGUUGGUGCUUGUAAAUUCUUUAGAUUUCUAAAUCACAUUUUAACAGUGGCCUCCUGCUGUUUAUUGACGACAAUUGCUAUAGAAAGACAUAAGAUAAUUGUCAAAAACUUGCCUGUACUAUUUGCUAAUUCAAAAAGGUCAAAUGUCAUAUCUGCAAGUCUGGUAGGAUUAGGCACGAUAUUUGCAAUUCCUGCAGUUAUAUUUCAAGGUCUAAAUGAAAAAGAAACAGAUAAGUUUGGCCUAACGGGUAAGGAUUGCAGCUUGUUAUCGGAAUAUCAAAAUGUUCAUUCUGCAGGAGUUUAUUACAGUAUAAUAGUUGUAAUAGGUUCAGUUAACACUGUCAUGUGUAUCGUUUUAUAUGGAAGAAUACUGCGUAAAAUUUGUACCAGAAAAGAAUGGAGGAAAUCAUUAGGAAAAAAUAAAACAGUUCCGUCUUUGAAUAUAACUUUGGAAAUAAGUUCGGGAACCACCCAGAUAACCUGUCAAAAUGGGGAGGAAAAAAUAGAUGAAUUACACACUAGAAUGGCUAACAGUGAAAAGAAAAAGGUUACUCGUUCAACACACAAUCUUGAGAAUGCGAUUCGACUAACAAUAAGCCUCAUGAUAGCAACCGCUAUUUCCUACAUAGGAUAUAUGGUGCAUAAUUUUACUUUCAUGGUAAUUAUGCUCAAUCCAAAAAUGUAUCAAAAUAUUGGCCGACCAGCAUCCAACAUUCUAGUGCGCGGAUAUUUUGUCAACAAUGCAGCCAAUCCUAUCGUAUUUUGUCUUUUGGAUAGCACUUUUAGACAGGAAUGCUUAAAAUUGUAUGGAAACUAA